Torulaspora delbrueckii is the source of this 1692-nucleotide messenger RNA. RefSeq names its product serine/threonine protein kinase YCK1 (gene YCK1). Gene Ontology annotation, cellular component: cytoplasm; nucleus. Bases 1 to 1692 code for a protein of 563 amino acids. The record is from RefSeq and is a predicted model, not a curated record. Gene Ontology annotation, molecular function: protein serine/threonine kinase activity; ATP binding. Lineage: Eukaryota; Fungi; Ascomycota; Saccharomycetes; Saccharomycetales; Saccharomycetaceae. The transcript has a single exon. Gene Ontology annotation, biological process: endocytosis; signal transduction; peptidyl-serine phosphorylation.
AUGGCACAGGCUCAAGGUUCUCCAGCGGUAGCUGCCGCGAAUAGCGCUCUGGCGGUGAAUGCGCUUGGCAAUCAGGGCAUGAAAAGGAUGGUGAACGGUGGAGGGGCCAAUACUCCUGUGAUAAGUAAUGCGAAUAGCAACAACAAUACAAACGUUCCAAUCACUUCGACGAAUGGAUUGGUGAACAAUCAAAUGAAUGGGUUUGGUGGUAAUAGUCAGAACUCCACGAUGUCACGUGAUGACUCCACUAUAGUUGGGUUACAUUAUAGGAUAGGUAAGAAGAUCGGUGAAGGGUCCUUUGGAGUAUUGUUUGAAGGGACUAAUAUGAUCAAUGGGUUGUCUGUGGCUAUUAAAUUUGAACCACGGAAGACAGAGGCUCCACAAUUAAAAGAUGAGUAUCGUACUUACAAAAUCUUGUCGGGAACUCCAGGAGUUCCACAAGCGUAUUAUUUUGGGCAAGAAGGUUUGCAUAACAUCUUGGUUAUUGAUUUGUUGGGUCCCUCAUUGGAAGAUCUGUUUGAUUGGUGUGGGCGUAGAUUUUCGGUCAAGACUGUGGUGCAAGUUGCUGUGCAGAUGAUCACGUUGAUUGAAGAUUUACACACGCACGAUCUUAUCUAUCGUGAUAUUAAACCAGAUAAUUUCUUAAUUGGCAGACCAGGUCAACCGGAUGAGAAUAAAGUUCAUCUGAUCGAUUUUGGGAUGGCCAAACAGUAUCGUGAUCCAAAGACCAAGCAACAUAUCCCAUAUAGGGAAAAGAAAUCUCUAAGUGGUACCGCUAGAUACAUGUCCAUCAAUACUCAUCUCGGUAGAGAACAAUCUCGUAGAGAUGAUAUGGAAGCUAUGGGCCAUGUAUUUUUCUAUUUCCUAAGAGGUCAGUUGCCAUGGCAAGGUUUGAAAGCUCCAAACAAUAAGCAAAAAUACGAAAAAAUUGGUGAAAAGAAGAGAUCCACAAACGUGUACGAUCUGGCUCAGGGCUUACCGAUCCAGUUUGGUCGUUAUUUGGAAAUCGUAAGGAAUUUAUCUUUUGAAGAGACUCCUGAUUACGAAGGUUAUCGUAGACUACUGUUGUCUGUAUUGGGUGAUUUGAACCAAGAAGCGGAUGGCGAAUACGAUUGGAUGAAAUUGAAUGGUGGUCGUGGUUGGGAUUUAACGAUCAAUAAGAAGCCUAACUUACACGGUUACGGUCAUCCAAAUCCACCGAACGAUAAAUCAAGAAGACAUAGGAGUAAAGUGCCUGGCAAUCAUGCGAUAAAUAAUCACCAUGCGCAACAACAACCGCAACAGAUGCAACCGUUACAACAACCGCCAGUACAACAACCGCCAGUACAACAACAACAAACACUGAAACCUCAACCACAACACGCACAAGAGUUUAACGAACACCUACGUGGUGCACCUCAAUUUGGUAACAAGUUAGAUCCAACAUCAUAUGAAGCAUAUCAACAACAGACGCAACAGAAAUAUGCUCAACAACCACCAAACUUGAACAACGGACCACAACAAGGAAUUUCAUCCUACCAAAAUCGCGGUACGAAUAAUCAUCGUGCUUCUCCACAGGUUGGUAAUAAAUACCAUUACCAAGAACAACCUACUGCGAAACCUCAGCAGCAUAACAGCUCCAACGUAAAGAAUGGUGACCAAGGAUCUUUGGACACGGGUAAAGGUUUCUUCAGUAAGUUUGCUUGUUGCUGA